Messenger RNA from Oncorhynchus nerka (sockeye salmon), 3039 nucleotides. Its product is annotated as RNA-binding protein Nova-1-like. Gene Ontology annotation, cellular component: cytoplasm; nucleus. Gene Ontology annotation, molecular function: mRNA binding. NCBI's taxonomy places the organism in Eukaryota, Metazoa, Chordata, Actinopteri, Salmoniformes, Salmonidae. The record is from RefSeq and is a predicted model, not a curated record. The transcript is spliced from 2 exons. The coding region runs from base 87 to 1187 and encodes 366 amino acids. Gene Ontology annotation, biological process: regulation of alternative mRNA splicing, via spliceosome; mRNA splicing, via spliceosome.
GAACCACAGAGCGUGUAUGUCUGAUACAGGGUACAGUCGAGGCGCUGAAUAGCGUCCACAGCUUCAUCGCGGAGAAAGUCCGUGAGAUGCCUCAGAGCGCCCAGAAAACAGAGCCAGUCAGCAUACUACAACCACAGACCACUGUCAACCCCGACCGCGUCAAACAGGCUAAAUUGAUUGUGCCCAACAGCACGGCUGGGCUGAUCAUCGGUAAGGGCGGGGCCACGGUCAAGGCGGUGAUGGAGCAGUCGGGUGCCUGGGUGCAGCUGUCCCAGAAGCCUGAAGGCAUUAACCUGCAGGAGCGUGUGGUCACUAUCAGCGGGGAACCCGAGCAGAACUGCAAAGCCGUGGAGAUCAUCGUGCAGAAGAUCCAGGAGGACCCUCAGAGCAGCAGCUGCCUCAACAUCAGCUACUCCAACAUCUCAGGCCCCGUGGCCAACUCCAACCCCACCGGUUCCCCCUACGCCAACUCAGCCGAGGUCCUCCCCAACGCAGCCGCGGCUGCCGCCACUGCCUCCAGCCUUCUGGGCCAGGCCGGCCUGGCAGGAAUGGGCGGCUUCCCGGGCACCAUGUCCAGCUUCUCUGGCAAUGACCUGCUGGCCAUCACCUCAGCGCUCAACACUCUGGCCAGCUAUGGCUACAACACCAACACCCUGGGUCUGGGCCUCAACCCCGCUGCCGCCUCUGGGGUCCUGGCCGCCGUGGCUGCUAGCGCUAACCCAGCCGCUGCUGCCGCCGCUAACCUCCUGGCCUCCUAUGCCAGCGAUGCCUCCGGCGGCUCCGGCCACCCCGCUGUCGGCCUGGGCGGCUUCUCCCUGGGCUCACUGGCUGCCGCCACAGGGGCCUCCAACGGUUACCUGAACGCCUCAUCCCCACUGAUGGCCUCUUCCCUGCUGGCCACAGAGAAGCUGGGAGACGGGGCCAAGGACGUGGUGGAGAUUGCCGUGCCCGAGAAUCUGGUGGGCGCCAUCCUGGGGAAAGGUGGUAAAACGCUGGUGGAGUACCAGGAGCUGACAGGCGCCCGCAUCCAGAUCUCCAAAAAGGGAGAGUUCAUCCCCGGCACGCGAAACCGUAAAGUUACCAUAACAGGGUCGCCCGCGGCAACACAAGCUGCCCAGUAUCUGAUCAGCCAGCGGAUCACGUAUGAGCAGGGUGUGCGUGCCACCAACCCACAGAAGGUGGGCUAAAUGGGAAAAAAAAUGGGAAAAUAAAGGAAGGAUGGAGACAGAGAAAAUAAAAGGGAAUCAAGGGUCACGGCGAGGGGAAGAAAAUGUCCAAAUAUCCGUUCAAUAUUUCAGUAUGAAAAAGAGAAGAUCACAAAGGAGGAAGAGGUGGGGAUAAAACCAAGAUAAGUUUGUGUGAUAUGUGAUUGUGUUUUUAGGACCGAGGUCCUGAUGUUUUUAAAAAGUUGUGAGGAGUCCUUUUGAUGAUGGCGAUUAGAGUAAAGCUGAACUGGUCCACUGCCAAGCUGCAGAUCCAGGGGUGAGCACAUGAGUUCACCCCCAUUCAGAAACCUCAUAGCUGGGUUUGUUUUGGGUUUCGUUCUCUUCCGUUUCACUCUUCUAUCAUUGUGUGGGUUUUUCAGCUUCAGUUGCAGACCUCCGCUACAGGUGUUUUGAGAGUCAGUUGAGGUUCCAGACCAGCUAAAAGAGCAGAGAUGGAUGUUUGCUCAUGCCUUUUUCCUUUGAUGUUAACCUUGCUCCAUGUGAACAAAGCAAAAAAGUCCUUGUCUACAUGAGAGAGGUUAAAUGAUGCUCACCAGAGGUCGUCCAAAACCAUUAAGCAUCCAUUUUAUUCUAAAUUCUUAACGGAUAUCACAUUAUUAAUGACAUGCCACUGUAUGAUUCAUAUCAAAAUUAAGAUUUUAACACUUUGGUUGUUAUAAUUUUUAUUUUCAUCAAUUAUUUAUUGAAAUAUGGUCUCAUUCAAACACGUAUAGAUUAUUUUAACCUGUGAAUUCGGGUUGAUAUGAAUGUAAAGACAGUAUUAUUGUUAUUUUGUUACUAACGAGGAUCACAUUUUGAGUUGCAGUGACAGAUAUGUAUAGUUUUAACCCAGAACUGCACAGUAACUAUAUAUGAGUGUAGAUCAGGGGUCAAAUGUUCAAUGUGAGAGGAUAGAUGAGACACACAGGAAUGUACACACACAUACACAGGAACACACAUAGACAAUCAUUCAUACAUGUAGACCGCCACCCACAUACACACCACUUUUGGUGCUACGAAAACAUAACUACAGAUAGGCUUAUAUCUCCUGUAUUACCUAAAUUGAAAAUCCCUUUUGAGAUGCCAAGCGUUGUCCACUCAUCUAUAGUUUACGGGAUUUAGUUCUGCCUUUAUGUGAGUAAAGUAAGACUGGAUUUCAUGCUACGAUUGUCAGUCUUAAUAUUUUACCCCAGUAAAUCAGUUGUCCUUUAGUUGCCAUGGCAAACUGUUUCUUGUACCAUCAUGGGCAGUUUAGAUCCAAAUAACGUAGUUACUGGUUUAAAACCAAUCAUUUUAUACUAUUGUCAUAAAUUGGCCCUGUACUUUGAGUUUGCCAGCCGAUAUUGCUCCUUGCGACAUACUCCGACAGUAUGUAGAAAUAUGAUUAAACCCCCAUGGGAAGGAGCAUUGUAUCCGAAAGGGAAGACGGCACUAUACACAGCUUGAGGUAUGUUACAUUAUCUUUUCAAUUGAAGAAACAUCUAACCAGAAGAGUCCCCCAAGGGAACGAAGCACUACAAAGCAGUUUUGUUAAGAAAAGCAGUUUGAACCUUAUCUGUGAACAAGAAGACGAUUGCUUUAGAUUUAGGGUGGCUGGUAGUCAAGAGAGACACUAAUGAGAAAGAAAUGGAGUCACCAUGAAACACAUUUGGACUGAAACCAUUUGGAGUUUGUUGUGAACCAUUCUUCCCAAUCAGAGUAAAUACCAAUAUGGAGUCAAACAGUUUAUGCAGUUGGUCAGUCGAACUUGUUAUCUUGCCUAAAGCAGACAUUGACACUAGCUUAUAUUGGCAGUAGUGCAUAAUGCAUUGCUGAAACAUUUUGCUGACAUUCU